Molecule: messenger RNA, 41397 nt
Organism: Pelobates cultripes (western spadefoot toad)
Lineage: Eukaryota; Metazoa; Chordata; Amphibia; Anura; Pelobatidae
Source: the annotation of a GenBank genome assembly
AUGAGCAGCGCCCACCCGAGGCUCACCCAGAGCGGAGCCGCAGCAGCCGGAGCAGUGCCCGGGGCGGACCCAGCAGACAUGCCGGCCACCGAGAAGGACCUGGCGGAAGACGCUCCCUGGAAGAAGAUCCAACAGAACACGUUCACCCGCUGGUGUAACGAGCAUCUCAAAUGUGUCAACAAGCGGAUCGCCAACCUGCAGGCGGACCUGAGCGACGGCCUCCGCCUCAUCGCCCUGCUCGAGGUGCUCAGCCAGAAGAAGAUGUACCGUAAGUACAACCAGAGACCCACCUUCCGGCAGAUGCAGCUGGAGAACGUGUCGGUGGCCCUGGAGUUCCUGGACCGGGAGAACAUCAAGCUGGUCUCCAUAGGUGAGCUGGGGGGGAGCAGACACACGUGUCUCUACUGGGGGGGUGUGUGGGUCCUUUUAAUGUACUGCACCAUGGAAUGCGUGGGAGAUACUGUAUAGAGUUCCCUUAUAGAACGCUGGAAUAACACUUUGUAUCACUUUAGAAUGUUGGGGAAUGUCAGAAUCACUGUGACAUGUUCUGUCACUUUAAUUCUCCAGUGCGUUCCAUCCCUUGUAAAGUAAAUCUGUUCUUUAAUGGAAUAUAAGGGGGUGUAUGGUCAGGUAUCACUAUGACCCCUUAGUUCUCACAUUGAUACUGCACCAUAGGAUGUAUUGGGGAUAUUCCAUCAUUCUCCUAGGUUAACAUUAUAGAGUAACUCCCUUCUAUCACUGGGGUAUGUGGGGUGGGUGUGCAAAGUAAAGUGUGUCCAUUUACUUCUCCCUUUGUACUGCACCAUAGGAUGUGUUGGAGAUAUUCCAUUACUCUCAUUGGAGAAGUUUAUAGAGCAACUCUGUUCCCUUUAUUGGGUUAUGAGGGGGAAUGCAAGUUAAAGUAUCACUGUGACAUGUUCUGUGUCACUUUAAUGUUUCAAACUUCCAUCCCAUUGCACUGCAACAUGGAGUAUGUUCGAAAUCUCUAGUAUUCCCUCCCUCUCCCCCCCCCCACCCCCCUCUUUAUUAAAUGUACUGUAUUGGAGUCUUAUUUGGUCAAUGCUUAACUCUUCUUUAAACUGGCUUAUUACCCAUCUGAUUGUUCUUCUUUGGAGGUGUGUGUGUAUAUUUGGUAAUCCAAGAUGAGUUGGAACUCUAUGUACUCUUGUCUAAGAAGCUAGCAGAUUCCUGCAGUCUACAUCUGAUGGGAAAAUGUUUUUUUUUUUUUUAACCCCUUAAGGACCAAACUUCUGGAAUAAAAGGGAAUCAUGACAUGUCACACGUCAUGUGUCCUUAAGGGGUUAAAGAAAGAUAAUCCCAUAGUGGGCUUUCCAUUGCUCUACAAAGUGAGGCUUUCUGUUUAACUUCUUAAUGACUGGGAGUCGAUCAGCUUCUAUCACUUCCUUUACCGUGAAGGAGUUAAAAUGUUAGACUUCCAUUGCCAUCUGGGAGGACCUACAAACAUUCAAGUGCCUCAAUAGAUUUAAUAUGACCCUUAAUUUAACUUGCAAAUUCAUUCUGGAUCUGAAUGUUGAUUCCUCUUAAAGGGAAUCAAUUUAAUUGUAUCAUUGAUGGUAAUGAAGCCAUGCCCCAAACUGGUAUUCCUCUUAUUUCAGGUGAUAGGUGGCUUGCAGGUCAAUAAAGACCCUCCUUCCUGGGUUUCCAGUAGCUAUUCCUAAAAUGGGACAGCAUGUAUUGUCCUACCCUUUCUAGGUGUUUAGCAGGGUCCCCACUUCUAUUAACUCUCACUGCACAAGAUAAAGCAGAUCAGUAAACCUCAUCAUUUCAUACAGGCCUACCACAGUGUUGGUGGUUCAUUUUAAUGUUUGGGUGUAAUUACACCCUCUGCAGACGCCUAACUGGUUUCUAUGGCGACUGCAUCAAAUGACUCUUUGCAGCAGUUUUGAUUAUUCUCCUGCAUCCCAGAUCUUUCCUGGAUAGAGGUCACUUCUCUUUAACGGAAGGUUGUUCUCUGAAUAGUUUAAAUUCUUUGGCUGUAAAUUGCCCCAAUAUGGGUGGCUGAGGUCUUGCCCUACAUGCUCCCAGCAGGCCUGUGGAAUGUGGUUACCAUAGUAUUUCUUUAGGGUCACCUAAAAUCAGGCAUUUUGGGGCACGAAUUCCACCCCUUCUCUUGUAUCCACUUUGGUUAAGAGAGUAAUUGUGAGAUUAACUCCCACAACCCCAACACAUUGCAAGUAUGUGUUGGAACUCCAAACUAUGGUAUUUUGUUUUCUCAGAUCCUGCAUUUGUCAACUUCUAAAUAUUUUUUUUUAACAUUAAAUUACACUAUUGAAAUGUUCCUCUUGGCUAUGCAUUUUAAACUUGGGAGUGGUAUCUCUUUCAAAAUAACAAAGUAUUUGCCUCCAGGAAAUGCCCAAAAGCUUAAGUCCAACCCCAAAUUCCUACUCCCUUUUUUAUAUUCUGUUUAUGAAUCAUGGUCUAGAAAACUCAGUGUUUCUUAGCCUCUAGCCUCUAUCCCACGCCACUUCAACCCCUGGCUGUGUCUGUGCAUAAAGGCUGCACUUCUGAGUUUUUAUUAAUGGACAAGAUUAAUCAGAGCAGUGAAGGGUGGGUGGAUGGAUUUGGGGAGUGUCGGGCUCCUCAGCUCGAACAAGGGCUCAUAAAACAAGAUGAGACAAGUGUCAGGAUGGUGCCUGCAAUUUAAAUGUUGAUUAACACUUUGAAUGCUGGAUGUUUCUGGCAUGUCUAUCUUUUCCCAUUGAAAGCGAAUAAACAGUCAAUGAACUCUCAUUUUAUGUGGAUUUAGUUGCAGAAAAAUAUGAACCAUUAAGGUUAUGAUGUGCCAUCUAAACUUAAGGGGUUAAUUCGAUGCAUCCACUGAAAUCAAUGAGGGUUUCCUUACGGUUCUAAAUCUACAGAAAGAGGACUCCCCUCGGAAGAUUCUCUGCAUACCCCAUGCUAUUAAACUGAUGGGUUUACUUUUGUUAACUCUGUCCGAAGUUAAAAUGCCCCAAAUCCUUUGAGUGUAGUAGAUGGGCAGGGAGUUAUGGGAGUCUUAGUCCAACAUCUGGAGAGGUGGAGUUUGAGAACCCCAUUCUAAGGCUCUAGAAUUAAUCCAGAUUUGUUGUAUGUAUUCUAUAGUAAAACCUACAUUAAAUGCAUCGCUGUAGAAUGUAACCUCUCCAGGGUUAACAAUUUAUUACAGAUUAUUUCAAUACCCAGGACCCUUUCGGGACUGUUUUCUGGAUAAAACCUUUCUCUUCCAGUUUGAACAUCUGUUUAAUCCAUUCCAAACUCAUGGCUACAUCCUGGCUUUUUGUGCUUUGUGGCUGCAGGGGGUUACAAUUUCCUGCGUUGUCACCCGUCAUGUCCUGAGCUAUGUAGUAGUUGCCCAAGAUUGCAGAGUAUUUGUCAGCCUGUCUGCAUUCAGAAAUAAACAGUUUGCACACUUAAAUGACUGGCAAUACCACACCCAGUCAUUCUCUAGAAACCACUACUUGAACAGUAAACUCUGUAGUGUGCAAUAACGUUCUUGGAAACCUCAAGGAGCUGGGCCAGGGACGGCUCUAGAUUUAACCCCUUGGCUAGCUCUGCAUUGUUUCCUGGGUCUAUAAUUUGCUUUGCAAUAACUAAUUUUUUGUUAAAUUCGGCCUGUCUAGUGCUGGGAGCAAUGUUCUCUUAAUUCAAAGCUGAUUUGGCUCUUUAACACUUCGAGUACAUGAGUGCUUUAAGUGAUGUAUCAAACACAUUGCAACAAUGUAUUUGGCCACCUGUAUGGCCCUCAAAGCCUUUAAGGACUUGCAGCCUUAACAAAAGAACACUGUCUUGUUGCAGAAUUCUAUUUACUUUUAGAGAUCUUGUCCUACUGGCAACUAAAGGGUUACAUCCCAAUUUUCUGAAAUAGAAGGGUUUUUGCAAAGCUCUCAUUCCUGGCUGUAUAAUUAUAAAGUAGUACCCCGCAUGGUCAGGAAGUCGGGUUUUCUUGGAAUUGUGACCUACUUGCUGCUGGAAUUAAAACCCAUUUGUAUCAGACCUGACUUGCCAAUAUUUGGUUCCAGGCCCCAGCUGUCUCAAAUCUUCCUUAUUAACCAGUCUCUGCCAGCUGAAUGGCAGAUUACUGGAGGAUCUUGUUGGCACAACGGUAUCUUUGGCAUCCUAGUAAAGUGUGCAUUUUAUGUAACAUAGCGAAAAGUAUAUAAACAUCAGUUUAUUUAAUUCUCUGAAAAUGUCUUCACUUAUCAUCAAAACGAUCAAUAACAUGUGAAGUUACCAGGCCACGAGGGGUCCACGGAUUAACUGCAGAUUUGAUUCUUUGUGUUCAGUUCUGUACAUGGAAUUGGAUUCUGUAAACACUUUGUCCCCAAUUGCCCUGUGUCCUGAACCGCCCCUAUUGCAUGUCCUACACAGAGCUUUUAUUAACCUCUUGUGCAUCAGUGGUCUGAGAGGCCCUGCACAACCCCAUCUGAUACUCUGUCAACGUAGCACAAAAUUGAGAGCCUGGCAUUUUAACUGUCUGCAUGUUUUAUAGAUGGCAAGAACAUGGUGCCAGUCUAGAAUGCCAGUUUAAUAUAGUUGUCCCUCUAUCUGGCAUAAUUGGAAGUGACAGGAGGUGCUGUGUAACAUUGUAACUGUCUGCAUCACCACUUUUAAAGAUGCUUGACCAGGUAAGGGUAGCAUGGCAUCAUGGGAAAUGUAGUUUAUAAAUACACACUGCCCUUAUGGUCUUAAAAGAUAACAGAAUGGGUGCUCAUGAUUUGGGAGUUUAUGGUUAAUUGUGAGGACACUUCAUCGAAAACUUAGUGUCUUCCAUAUGCUGAAUGUUCUAAAGUUAACACUUAAACAUUUAAUAUGCAAAUAAUGGAAUUUAAUGGAUUUCAGAUUCCCCUGUUUGUAAUCGAGCAGCUAUUUAAAGUUGGGGCCUAGAAGCCCCUUCCCCAUUAUUGCUCAGUUGGCAGUGAAACCCUUUCCCACCCCCUCUCAGUGGCUCUGCUGUAGUGCCAGACUAGGGUUUUUAUACACCAGAGGCUCUUGGCAGUUUUUCAAGUGCAGCAGCUGCCGAAUAAUCUGCUGAAUGGGUCGUUUUUAUUCUAAUGUCAUGGCAACUGUAGUCUCUGGCGUCCUCUUCCUCCCCAGUCUGGACCCACAAGCAGCCUGACCAGAAGGCUGUGCUCCACCCAGCAGGAAACCCCACUUGCUAUCAAUAUUGGCAAGAAAUGUCAAACCCUCUUCUUCUACCCGCUUCUUGGGUUUACUUCUCAAACCCCGAACUGGCAGCCAUACUGCCAAUCAGAUACACUCCUAUCACCCUGAUAAAGCUGAAAUAUUAAGUAUAAUGGGAGUUUGUAGUUCAAUAUAUAGAACACAAGCUGCUUUGUUCAAAAAUGUUGUUCUACUGAGCAGUGCUACUUGGUGGUAAUAGGAACUGCAAAACAGACUUUAGAAUUAUUAUUUUUUUUUUAAUUUGGCAAGGGUUGGGCAAAAUGUGUUGUCUCCCCCACUCCUUAUAGAACCACAGGGUAGCUGGGUUUUAAUGCAUUAUAUGCAGAGAAUAAGAGCUAAAAGUUGUGUAAUUCACUUGUAAAGUUUAAACUAGUUCUGCGUACGGUGUUUUUGUCAAACCUCCCUCUGAGCUGAAUGUUGGUAAGAUACUAAGGUGUGGUUAGGGAGGACUUGGUUUUUUUUUUGGUUUUUUUUCCAAGGCAAAUUGCUGCUGUACACACUGAAUUGUCUGUUUUUUUUUGAGCUACUGGCUAAUGACACUGUUGGAGUCCUCCUCUUAUACAGUGCUUAACAUGCUACCACCAUGCCUUGAUUGGACUUAACAUGAUAGUCUAUAGAUGUGGUGGCUUUUUGUGUAAUAAAUAUGAUUGCCUUUCAUGAUGUCCAUCACUGUACCUCAUGUCCAAAUUGAUAACUUAAAGGGACACUAUAGCUACCAAAACAACUUUGGUUUAAUGAAGCAGUUUUGGUGUACAGAUCUCACCCCUGCAGUCACUCUGCUAAAUUCUCUGCCAUUUAGGAGUUAAAUUGCUCUGUUUAUAAAACUCUAGUCAAACCUCUGAUCUUGACUCAUGCAGCCUUCCUAAUUACUUCCUGUGAAUAGCCUGCUAGAGUCUGCAGCAGCUACCUGUGUGAAUAAACUCAAUUCAGAGUAUGAGAUGAUAACUUCUAAAGUAAACACACUGCUUUGUGUUUUGGUUUUUCUCAAUCAUGGAGGCUGUGAGGCACAGCCUGGACACUUGUGGUUAGGGCUGCAUAACAGAAAGUUAAUUAAAGGACCACUAUAGUGCCUUUUCCUGGCACUAUAGUGCCCUGAGGGUGCCCCCACCCUCAGGGACCCCCUCCCGCCUGGCUCUGGAAAAGGGUUAAAACUUACCUUUUUCCAGCGCUGGGCGGGGAGCUCUCCUCCUCCUCCGAUCCGCCCCGUCGGCUGAAUGCCCACACGCGGCAAGAGCUGCACACGCAUUCAGCCGGUCGUUCAGCAUUCAUAAUGCUUUCCUAUGGACGCUUGCGUAUUCUCACUGUGAUUUUCAGUGAGAAGCACGCAAGCGCCUCUAGCGGCUGUCAAUGAGACAGCCGCUAGAGGCUUUGGGGGAAGGCUUAACCCAUUGAUAAACAUAGCAGUGGUCCUUUAACUCCUAAAUGGUAGAUAAUUGAACUGUGACACUGCAGGAUAACACCAGGGAUAAACCGAUAUAACUAACUUUUUUCCAGAGCUGAUGCCAAUACAGAUUAUCUGUGGCCUUUCACGCAGAUUGAUAACCAGUGCUGAUAUUCUGUAAUGUUUUCAUUUUUUGAAAGCACCACAGUUUCUUCCCAAAAUGGCAUUAAACAAACACGCUUGCAGCAAUCACACUCCUAUCACUGUCAGCCAACCCAGUACAUUACUGUAGAUCACUUACUGUCUCGUUUCCCUACAUGUGGGAUCUCACAGGGAGGGGUGAAGUGAGUUUAUGACAGUGCCUCUUUGGAUGGCAGCUGGAGUUUCUGUAUUUGGAAGAUUGCGUGCAGUGACAAAAAGGAGAUAACGUUAUCAGGAAUAUUGCUAAAUUACAAGGUCACUACAACAAUCUGCUCACUGUCUAUCCCCAAUCUUUACACCAAAACUGCAUUAACAUGGUUGUUACUGCUUUGUGUCCCUUUAAAGCAAAGUAGCCAAACCAGGAAAAUUCAACAGUGCAUUAGUUUGGCUACGUUCUCUUUUUUUUUUAUUUAUUUAUUUUUUUUUAAAUUUGAAAAUUCACUUUGAAUUCCCAACAAUGGUCAUGUUACAGGUCACUGACUAAAGGACUUGCAUUUAAACACUGGAUUGGUAUCUUAGUCUCCGGGCCUAUGGUACUGUAGAACACUGCAUAAACAUGUGCAUGGGACACAAACUGCAAUAAAAAGAAAAUCGAAUGCUGCUAGCAGAAGCAAUUACAUUUUAAUCCUAUUUUGUGAUGUAUUAGGAAGUGGUCUGCCCACUAAUCCGUUAAAGAUGUGCAAUGUAAUCCUUUCAAUCUUAUGGGUGUGCCCUACUAAAUAGCCAAAUCCGUGGACAAAAAUCUUUCACAGUAUUCUAAUGGGUCAAAACUAAACCAGGAUCUGUACCUGGAGAUCUGUGGGGUUAUUCAUAGUGGCUGAAUUUAGACUUAACUAUAGCUUGGCUAUAUAGUUAUAGUAUAUUUCUGUAAUUUUUUUCCAAUUUUUAACAAUUCACUGUUGAGUCAAUAAACCCCAGUACUGAUCGGAGAAGCCGGCUCUGGCUUUGAGAUGUUGAGAAAAUAAGAUUAUUCAGCAUGCUGACAAGAGAAUCUGCUCUUGAUGGGCUCCAAAUGGAAGCGAUUGUGGUGGCGUUCGCUGGCAGCAUCUCCGCUAGUCUGACAGGACGCAGAACUUGUGUCUGGAUAAUGCUCCUUUACUCGGACUCUGUUCUGUAGAAAUGCCAAGCUUGUUCUGGUGCGACCUGAAUGGAAACGUUUGUGAAUACUUUAUUCUCUUCCCCCCCCCCGCCCCUUCUCUGUGAUCUAAACCUGGCUCUGCUCUGGUGCUGGGAAAUGUCGGCAGAAGCUGUAUUGAAAAGCAUGCUGUGUAGAAUCCUUCCAGAUGGGUAGCACAGACUAAAGGGACCAAUACUGAGGUUUUCUCCUUCUGAGAGUAUCUGGUUAACAACUUAAAGAGGUUUUCAAAGUAUGCCAGUCCAACUCAAUUGCUUAUAGUAGCAGAAUAAAGGCUUCAAAGUGGCUUGCCAUAGUGAUCUGAAUUGUUGGCAUCUUGCAGUUGACUAUUGGCUAAACCAGGACAGUAGCAGAUUGGUGCAGCAAGUAGAUUGCGUAAUCCAGUCCUGUUUGUACUGUACAGCAGACGUUGUCGUGCAAUGUGCUGUUGAGAUUUCACUUAAAGGAACACUAUAGCACCAUGAAUACAAAUCUGUUCUUGUCCCUACUUGUUUUCAGGACUCCAUUGUUUUCAGUGGGAAGCAAAGUACACCUCCUCCCCCCUCCCCCCAUCCUACUCUUUCCCAAGCACCAGGACUCCCUUGCCACUGCUUACCUCUCUGCUUUCUGUGAUGUCAGAGGUGGCAUGGCCUCCUAGGCAAAGGUCCAUUCCUGUGCUCCUCAGAGGAGUAUUGGGGACCUGAUGUGCCACGCUCACUAAAAUUUCCCCAUAGGAAAUCUUUGCAUUCAUGUUUCUAUGCAGGCCCCCACAUUGCAUGAUCAAAUUUUUAUUUGGCAGCGGCUACGUGCAAUGUCUUGCACUGUAGGGUUAAAAGGAUGGACACUGCACACAGACCACAUCACUGUGAUGGCAAGUAUAAACCUAACACUGUAUGACUGUUAAUCAGGUGGAUGUAUGACAUUGAUAAGAUUAACAUGGAUCUGGUGGCUCCUCAAUGAUCAAAACUUUGUGGACAUUCUUGAACUUGUCAGUCUUCUACACAAGAUCUUGCAGAAACCCAGGUAUGCAGGACAGUUGCAAAGUCCUGUGUUCAACAAAGAUUAACAAAGUGUUUGCUUUCAGGCUGCUCCUUAUAGACUGGGGUGCCCAAAAAUGAGAUCAUAGCAGUUUCAAAACUGCAGUUCCUAUUAUUCUCAAACAGCAUUAAGAAUGUUGGGUUAUCAUGGGAGCUUUAAUUCCGUAACCACUUUGUACCUGCAGAGUUAGUCUGACCGUUCCUUGCAGUAAACUCUGUGCUUCCUUCCGUUUUUGGGCAGUAGCAUUAAAAUAUUAUUAUAAUGGCAUAGACCGUUCCCUGGUCCUCUAACUUUGCCAAAGCUAACUUCUACUCUUACAGUACAGUAUGCCCAUCUGUGUUCAGUAAAUACUUUGAAGGUCAACAUUUUUCUUUUCCCUUGACAAUCUGAAAUCCAUAGACUGUUCAUGAGGCCAUAGAUCCGAUGACCGUUUCCAAGAAUAAGGGAAAAGGUUACCUUUUUAUUUUUCAUACAGCACUUUAUUGUGAGUGGUUAGAAAAAGUAUACCAGCUGCCAAUAUGUGACUAAACUGACCCUCAUCUUGUGCCAUGUAUAAUCCAUGGGAACUUGUGUUGGAGGUUGCAGUAUUCUGAGAAUGGUGGUUUCAAACUUUUACUCUUCAAUUUAUAAAGCCUAAAGUAAUAAAAUAUACUAAUGUCAAUGGGUGGGGAUGAAGAUGCAAGUAGACACGAUCUGGCAGAGCUGUGUUAACAGCAAUCCAAGGAAUUCCUGGACAGGAAAGGGUGUGUUUGAUGCCACUGCAUGGCCUUGGGCAGAAUGAAGGUCCAAAUAACAAAGGCACAGAAUAAAAAGCAAGUCCCAUGAGCUCACUCUAACUUCCGGUCUUGUUCCUCAUGUCCGUACAGCUACUGAAUUCCAUCGGCAGGGAGGAGUCUGGGUAAUCUUAGUCACUUGGAUAAGUUUCAAUCAACAUCAAGCUAUAUAAAGCAGACUUGGAGGACUUGAUGGAUACAAAACCUGGAAUGUGUUUUUUUAUUUUUUUAUUUUUGUCUCGCACUUGAUAGUGGGCUAGAUACUGCCAUAAGUCAUCUAGAAUUUGGUUAUUAAAAAGAAAUUGUAUGGUAGAUGCAUUUUUUACUGCUCAGCUGUGACCACAAACGUAUCUAUACUUUGUCUGCAGGCCGUAUUACCUGCUGAUACAGGGAGUAUUGUGCAAUAAACACAAGGUGUAGGUACAAACUUUUAUCUUAAUCUGCACACAUGGAUAUACCUGUCUAAAAUGGACAAUCUUUGAGAAGGUGAUGUUGACCCUCUAAGUAAGCAUUCUGGACUCUCUCAAUCCUAAUUUUAAAAUGUUGCCCAGAGAAUGGAUUUUUCGAGAAGCUAGCUUUUGGAUUAUUAAUAAUUUGGUGAACAAUUGUAACUUUAGCAUUAAAGCUGGAACAGGAUGUCUCUUGUGUCUAUUGCAGUAGAACUAAAGCAAUGUGUGACAUUGCUUCACUUGACACCUUGGUAUUCUGAGGAUAAUGUAAAGAUGGCCUUUCUAAACCUCCAUAACACUUUGCUUAACCGCACUCUCAACUGGAGAGUCGAGGAUCAAGGUUCCUGUCCUAGAGAACUAACCAAAUGAGUACCUGGGGGUGGAACAUCACUGAACCAAUGUGCUUGCUCAUUACUGGUGACUGGUACAAAGCAGAUAAACUUAUCAAGAAUUAACGCAUGUGGACUCUGAAGUCAACCUUUCUAUAUAGAAUUCUUUCCUCUUGCUCUGCCUGUGAUUGUCUUGGUCAGAAACUUCCAUUAAAUCCUCAUCUUGAGUCUGUCUGACCUCUUGGACCUAGUUUCCUAUGAGAACCAGGACUUCUGCAAAUUGCAAUGCUGACUACCAUACAUGUAAUCUAGAAAACUUCUCAUGAUGCCAAAGAGAGCCAUCGCUAGUUCCUCAGAAUCUUAUUCAGAAAUUUGGAGAAUGUGUUUUAUAUUGGUGGUUUCCCACCUACAUGUGUUUCUGGACUGUAGCUGAAAGAUGGUCCGCAGAUUGUUUAGGGGUAAUUUGUUUUGAGGUGGGGUAAGGUUAAUGUCUGAAAGUCUUGUUUAAUAAUCACAUAUGAUAGAUUUAACCAAUCAGAAAUUUUUAUUUUUUCCUUCCCUUUAAAGAGGAUUUCUUAAAAGCUGAUGCCUCCAAAAUGACAGAUUUUGUAUUAAAUAGCUGAUUUUUAACUGAUGAGAAUUGGCUCAAACUGACCAUUAACACCAUGAAGCACAGCUUUGGAAUUAAAAUGAUGGAAAGUUUCAAUCACAUCCUUAAAGGGUUAAAACCAAACUCUUAAAGUCCCUCUAACUGGAACCCAGUCGAAUAUAGGUCUGCUUCUCAAAGUAGCUGAUCUUAAAGGUACCAGUUCAACUUGACCCCUGGACAGUGCCACACUAGUCCAUAAAUGUCUCUAAUGGUGCUUAAUGCUUGUGAUAUUAAAUACUACUCAAAAUGGCUUUAAUGGGGCACUGCAGUCUAGUACUCUUUCUCUGUACGCUGAGAUUGGGCGUUUCAGAUUACCCAGACUGUGCUGGCAUGCAUAUAAUCCAGUGUGUACAAUGUUCAGUAUCCGUUAUCUAGAUAAAUGUAGUAUCCCUUUAAACUGACUCUUGAGCAAUCCUCUCACCCUGUUUGCAGACUGCAUUGUAAGAAUGAUAACUUUGUUGCCAUGUUCUCCACUAAACUUCAAUAAAACGACUUGGGAAGUGAUCGAGACUUCUAUAGUGGUGAUAAGAUUCCUUGAGGACGUUUACAGACCUUGAAGUCUUUUUAUAUUUUUAUUCAUGUCAGCCUGUCUUGAGAUUAGUAGAAAGGUCAUUACUGCAGGGAAACUAUGAAAGGGAAGUCCUGUAUCCAUUCUCCUCUGCCAGAUGUGAGGAUGUCCUAAACAUUCCAGGGGUUAUCUGAAUGCGGCAUGCACUUCCAGCUUUAACUGCUCCUGAACCCUUUCACUGCCAGUAAGCUUGAUAAAACCAGAGCCUAUUUAGUCUAUCCUGUGGGAGUGUGGCACGUUACGGACACCAAAAGGGGUUAAAGCUCUCUGUAGCAAACCUCUUUUGGGUUGUGUCCACUUCUCUGAGAUGUGUCAAACAAGCAUUUUAAUGCAUAAGCCACCAAUCUAAUCUGCUGCAAACCAUAAAAUUCUGCUUUUGGCUGUAGUCUAGCCAGUUUGAAAUAGGCUACCAAGUGCCAUAGGCAGUGCCAAGGGGGCUCAGAUUUCUCCCCCUCUCCAUUCAGAUUGUGUACAUUGAGGCUUUGUAGAGUCCUUGAUCUGACUUGGUUUUUAUGCUUUUCCAAACCACUGAGAGAAUAGGAUUUCACUGUGUCGAAGGUUUGUUUUUGGAGGGCCCUUGUUCUGUAAGGAAAUGGGGCUGGAACCAAGAACUUACACUGCCCCCCCUCCCCAUCUCCUUCCCCCAAACCCUGCAGCAGGAGGGAGAGCCAGAUUCCUGGCAGGCUGCUUCUUGCUUGUGCUUUCCAUAUAAGGCCAAAAAAUGCUGGAAACUUCAGUGAUUAGUGGAGAAGUCUGCUCGCCCAUAAGAAGGGGCUUCGUUAGGGGUGGAGAUCUAGGGUGGGGGUGGGGCAGUCCUUCAGACCCUCUGACUCAGUCUUCCAAAUGUCUUUCCUCCUAGUUUGUUGGCAGCAUUAACACUUGUAAUGCUGAAAGGGCAGGGACGCAAGUUUAUUAAUAGCACGCACUCGUUCAGUGGGUGACCUAAUCUGAGGUUUAAAGAACAUCACAAGAAAUGUCUGCAAUAACCCCAAACUACAUUACAGUAGCUAAUGCCCGGUAUGUUCUGCACCAACAGGUAAAGCGGUUUAGUUGGUCUGUCUAUAAAUGCAUCCAGAUAUACACAAUACCAUCACUACUUCACAAGGCUACCAAGCCACCUGAUCACUUUACACAUGUGUAGUCCUUCAUGAUUUAUCCUGUCCAAUAAAAGUGCAAAUGUUUCAUUGAAUCUAGCAUUGUAUGGGAGUCUUUAAAAAUGAACACUGCUCCCCCUCCCAUAGUAAAGGAUAUUCAACUGCUUGGUUAGAUGUAGCACAUUACCUAAACAAUAAAAUUAUUUUCUGGAGGUCCUAUAUAGUCAUACCAUACACAAUGUAUCACAAUUGGGGAAAGGAUUAAAUGUCUAUAAUAUGUAGUUUGGUUACACCACUGAAGUUAAAGGAUCAUAACCAGUUUUGCAAGAUUGACCACUUUGAAAAAUAAACCUUCAAGUAGUCCAUACACUAUGGAAUCUGGCGAUAUUAUGAACAUGUUACUUGGAAAGUUGUCCCUGUGCACAUAUUUGCACUGUCUAUUAUGGACCAGAAUCUGGGGCAAUGAUGGCUGUUGUAUUGUCCUGGUUUCAAGCAUAGGCGAGACUCUUCCAGAACAUCCUUUAGAUCAGUGGUUCCCAACCCAGUCCUCAAGGCACCCUGACCAGUCCAGGGUUUAGGGAUUACCCAGUUGUGUCUAAGGUGUUUUUACAAAGAAGAAAAAAAACACCUUACACACAACUUGGUAAUCCUUAAAUCCUGGACUGGUCAGGGUGCCUUGAGGACUGGGUUGGGAACCACUGCUUUAGAUGAGGCUGUGGCUUGUCAUUGUCACAAUUUAGCACUGCUUUUUGCUCUCAAUAGACAGCAGUAGGGAUCAGCCGAUAUUCUGUAUUUUCAGCAAUAUUGGUAUAAACCAAUUAAGAUACUGAUAUUGCUGAUCAUGCAGACAAGGGCUGCCAUAAGGGUCCUGGGGGACCCAGUACACACUUGCCUUCCCAGCAGCUCCCUUCAGUUCCCCUGUCUAAAUCUUGCGAGUCCCACGGCCGUCAGAGCGUUGCCACAGGUUACAUAGGCUGUGAUAGUUAGACAGGGGAGCUGAAGGGAAGGUAAGUAAGAGUGUGCUGGCCCCCCAGGGAAUGCCAUAUUUCUCUCCCUCCCCCACUCCCUGGCCAGGUAAGAAGCAGAGGGGGACUAAAAUAAAAUGCCCCCCGUUUUACACACAUUACAUACCUACACCAACACACACUCUGCAUUCAUUAUAUGCAUCCACUACACACAUUCUUGAAAAUAUAAAUUGACUGGCAUGUAUAUUUUGUGCAUUAUCUUAAUAAAGAUUUGCAAAAAAUAAAUAAUCCUGUGCAGUUGUAGAUUUGUGUUGAAAUUUAUUUUCAAAAUGGUAAAUGUACAGAAUAUCAGAACGUUGUCCUGAAAGUUGAUCUGUAUCUGCUCUUAAAAAAUCUGUUGCUUUCCCUAGACAGAGGGUAAGCAUGCACAUCUUGUAGGUUUUAGUGUCUGCAGGGAGAAGAUCUCUUGGGCCAGAUUCUCAGAUGCACAGUCCAUAUACGGCUAAAAUAUCUAUUGAGAUUGCUUGACUCACAAUUCAGCAAUCCCAACUGUUUCCUCUAUUCUGACCACAUAGACCCUUUCCAUAAAUCCCUGUACUAUAGCUGGACUUUCUGGGGGAGCCUGGUCAGAACAUUCCUCAUGUGCAAUGUGGGAUGAAAUUUUAGAAAUAUUUAGCAAGAGGUUUUAUAACUGAGUUAAAUGUUAGAUCAUCUUUCUGUCCCUUUGUGGGGACAUUUAAAGGAUUAACAUUUUAAUGUUUCCGAAUGUUGUAGAACUCUGCACUAUAUUUGCAAUCUUAAUCCUCACUACAGAUAUUAAAGAGUGUGGUGUGUUUUUUUAAAUAAUCUGGAAGCACCCACUGCUGCCAUUACCACUUGUGCCAAUUUAAUGGGAACCCUUGUAGCCAGAAAAUAUUUUUAGCCGAUCACCGAGCAAGAGCUAGCUUACAAGGUUAAGACAUCUCCGCGACAAAGUUCCACCAAACUGACUUUUGUUCAAACAAUGUUGCUCAGAUUGCCAUUUAACAAGGACAUUAAGGACUAGUAUUUAAUCAGCCACAGGCCUCCAUUGCUAGACACCGCUGCCAAUUGCUAAAGCUCUAAAUAAAUGGUUAAAGGCUUUUCAGUAUUUGUUAAAUACGAUGCCAAAUGCAGUGUUGUGAGAACUUUCCAUUACUCAAACUUGUAGUUUUGUCCCAACACCGUUGCUAGUACAGUGAGGUUGUUCAGGAUUCCUGUAGAAACCUUCAAGCGGCCUGCAGAUUUAAUGUCCAUACUCUUCACGGUCACAGGACUGUUCUUUUGCGACCCUGUCAAACCAAUGUGUGGAACUACCUUGGAGGGGAUGCGAUUGCACCAUUAAGUUAAACAGAAAUGUAAAGUAAAAAAUUGCUGCCAUAAUGAUCCACACGUCUCAAACUAUAGACUUUUGAGUUUAAAAAUGAUUAGAAAAAAAUAUGGCUGGAAAGCACAGGCCUCCUUUACAUUGGAAUGUAGUGGGCUUUUUUAUGUUCUUUAGCCUGUUUAGUCUACUGAGUCAGAGAAUUUCUGUGGUCUGACUCCAUAUAUUGAAGGGAUGGUAAUCUUUUCUGACUGCAGAGGAAGACCAUACUGCGUUCAGCCAGACACUGUAUCUUAAGUUAAACAAUGUUCUCGAGCAAUGCUUGGCUUGACAAACCAGUGGCAUCAUAAUGUUGGCUUGGAGAGCACAUGGAUUAAAGCAUUUUUAAUCUUGGUAAUUCUAUGCAAAUGUAGCAUUUGAGUAAUGGAGCGGAUGUGCUUGUUCUCUAAUCAUGCUCCAGCAUUGACGUUUCCAGUAGUGGGCUUCAAAGUAUUGGAUAGACUCCACUCAAUCCAAUUCUGGACAAUCACACAGAGCAUCAUUCCAUAAUUAUGGAGGAAAGAUGUCUCUAGGACACAUGUUGUUGACGAGGAAAAGUGGUCUUUCCAUCUUGCAAGUGAAUGUUUAUGUAAAUGUUUUUUUGUAAAUUGUCUGUUUGCAAAAUUAUGGAAAGUCCUGCAUCUGAUCUCUAUAAAACCAGUAAAUGUGGUCUAGCCUUUAAAAGCCAUGGUUAUCUGGCUAGCAAUAUGGUUCCACCACCCAAACAUGACUAAACUGGUCUGUUCUUUACACAACACUUUAGCCAUGAGUGCAGUCAAGUAGUGCAAAGUUAUAAUUAAGAUGAGGCUCAUAAUGUUUGGCUUCUAGACAACUGCAGAAGUAGGUAGGUCCAGGUCUGUCAAAAUCUCAAGUAGAGGUUUUAUUUGUUUAGAAACAAUGUCUUUCAGUGUAGCAUGAUCUGAAGUCUAAUGUGUGGGUAUUUUUAAUUAGAUCUGGAUAUACAUGUUUGUUUGAAUCCUGCCAGUUAGAGUUUCAGAAUUUUUUUGGACAUGCUGUUUUAGAGAAUCUAGUGUUAAAUUUCCAUCAUUCUUAUGUGUAACACUGGUCAGACUAAACACUCUCCGAUCUGUCUUUAGCCUUCAGGAAAAGGCCUGUUCUCAUGCUGAUCCUGCAUUUAUCUCUCCCUGAUUGGCAGACUGACAACUCACUCAUCUGUGCCCCAGUGUCUCAUACAGCUUUAUUUUUUUGUACAGACUAAAACACUUGGUAUGACAAUAAUAUAGGCCAGUCACUGUCCAAUUUCGGAUAGCAUGGCUAAUCUUGCUCCUGUGACCGCAGUCAACAUGAUUAAAAUACCUGACAUUAAGUGCCAGAUUGCAGACUUCAGCUGCUUGGCAGCAAUAAGACUGUCUAGAUCUGCUUCUGGGGGAAAAAAAUAUUUAAAUUAUUCAAUCUUAAAGGGACAUGAACCAUUAUUCUUUAUAAUUCCUGAUUCUUUCAAGACAAGGAAGUGUCUUGUACCAUACCAUAGACAUCUAUGGGAGUGCCAUGAGCCUAUACCAUAAUCCCCAAUGCAGACCCUUUUGAUAAUUAUGCUUGAAUUCACCUUACAGGACCUUAAAUCUUCUUCCAGUGGGAAGGCAUUGAAACUAAUUUAAAUUAAAAAAGAACCAGAUUCUAACCUGCAUUGUUGAGGUGCCCAGUGUGUCUGUCAACUGUAACUAAACUCUUUAUUUCAAUAAAGGUCAACAAGAGGUUGUUUAAAUUUUCUUUUUGUGUUUUUUCUUUUGCAGACAGUAAAGCCAUUGUUGAUGGAAACCUCAAGCUCAUCCUGGGUCUCAUCUGGACCCUCAUUCUGCACUAUUCCAUCUCCAUGCCUAUGUGGGAUGAGGAAGAGGAUGAAGAGGUCAAGAAGCAGACUCCAAAACAGAGGCUAUUGGGAUGGAUCCAGAACAAGCUUCCUCAGCUGCCAGUCACAAACUUCAGCAGGGACUGGCAAAGUGGCCGAGCUCUGGGUGCCCUUGUGGACAGCUGUGCUCCUGGUAAGCAUGUUUGCAGUUUUUUUUUUUUAGCUGCACUACAACCGGGCUUUGUGCUAUAGUAACCGUGUGAUCAGUCUUGGUUUAUAAUCUAGUUCUGGGACACUUAUGCAACUUGCAGUUCAUAUCUCAUUACAUUUUCUUUGAGGCCAAGAGACGUUGUCACUUAAAGGUGGCACAAGGGAAACUUAAGAUCCCCACUAAAUGUUAAGAUUGCGUAGUCAUUAAAUUGGUAUAAUCACAGAUAUGCCCAGAACACAAUUGUAGGAUUUAUCCUGGUGAAGGGCAAAGGUUAAACUAAAUAUACAGUACAAAACUAAAAAUUAAGCACUAACAAAGUUCUCUGUUCAGCAGUGGCAACAACCUGCCAAGUUUUCCUCUUGGCUGUAAUCCUUUUUAACAAUUUGUAGGUAGUUGCGCUUUAAACUGCUGAAUAUGCAAAGUAAAACAACCUAUGGUUCUAGCCUGUUCUAAAAUUUAGUCGUCUUCUUCCAGGUCUCUGCCCAGACUGGGACUCCUGGGAUGCUAGCAAGCCUGUGGACAAUGCACGUGAAGCCAUGCAACAAGCCGAUGACUGGCUGGGAAUUCCUCAGGUAAGUGGCCCAGCUACAUAUAUACACCAGUCUUCUCUUUACGGUUUGCAUACUGCGUGCUUCCAAUAUGGGCUACAAACAGUAGCUGGUUAAAACCUGCUAAUUGACUAAUCUUAGUGUAAUCUCAGAAGCCACUUCCUGCCUUUGUUCUGUGUAAUUGGUAGACUACUUUUGGGCUCUGUCAAUGUGUAGCUCGGCUUCAUUUAAAGGAAGAUCUUAAUGUUUUCUAUAGUGUUUAAAUGCAGGAAUCUACCUUUAGUAUAGAUUCUAAAGUGCUUGAAAUAAAAUUCCCUAAAAUAUAUGUGCAGAGGUCCUGGGUGUCUUUAGCUUUUGCUCCAAACUAUAGGAGCAGGCUAGAAGGACAUGAACGAGGAAUGUUUUUAACUUUUAUACCAAUACUGUAUUUGUUCCAAACUUGCAUCGACACUCCUGGGUGCCAUCUCAACUGUAAAUUGUUCUGCUAAAGUACUUGAACAUGGGUCUUGAGGCAGAACCAAAAUUACGUUACUUGCAACCAUAUUGAGACUAACAAACGAAAACUUAAUGUUAACAAAUUAAACUUUUAAUGGAAAGAUUGGACUUGAACAAGUGGUGGAACCAGAUGGUGUCUGUAUAGAUUUUGCAUAUCCUUUCCAUUGGGUGUAAUUGGAGAUGGGAGAAUUAACAAGUGCCAUAUUUGCUCAAUAACUUUUAUUGAUGACAUUGGCUUAUGAAUAGUGUGCCCUCUAGAUAAUCCAACAGCUGAAUUCAGUUUAUCUACUAUUCCCUUUCUUGCAGGUGAUCACUCCAGAAGAAAUUGUGGAUCCCAAUGUAGAUGAGCACUCUGUCAUGACCUACUUGUCUCAGUUCCCUAAAGCCAAGCUGAAACCUGGUGCUCCCCUCAGACCAAAACUCAACCCCAAGAAAGCAAGAGCCUACGGGCCAGGUAAGUUUUUUGACUAAAGUCAGAAGUCCAUGGAAGUACUGGCUAUGGUAGAACAUAUUAAAAGCCUGGAAACUAACUUCUUCCUAAUUCCAGGUAUCGAGCCAACUGGUAACAUGGUGAAGAAGCGAGCUGAAUUCACAGUGGAAACAAUCAGUGCUGGAAUGGGGGAAGUUCUCGUUUAUGUGGAAGAUCCUGCCGGGCACAGAGAGGAGGUAGUUAGAAUGGAUAAUGAGUUUAUCUUGGCUUUGGCACUAUCUAGUAUGAUCCAAAUCACUAAAGCAGUGGGCAUGGCUGGGGUCAAAUGAGCCAUUCAAUGAGUGACUCACCAACUGGUUUAUCUUCUAAUGUACACUUAUCAAUUUCCUUUUUAGGCCAAAGUCACCGCCAAUAAUGAUAAAAACAGAACAUUCUCCGUCUACUAUAUCCCCAAAGUUACUGGAAUGCACAAGGUGAGUUUCCUUUAAUCCAGUAGGAUGUCAUCCAGACCAAUUAAUUUCUCCAGUGAUUAAAAUGUUAAAGCAAUUUUCUAUAAAAAGGAAACUCCGAUGAAGACCAAAUAAGUUAAGUAGACUAUUUGGUCUAGAACACUAAGUUUAUUUUCCUUCUUUGGUUUAAUGUCCUCUGAAUACUGGCUGACCUAUGCUUUGUAAAGAUCCUGAGACUUGACAUUCUAAUUUGUAUUCCCCCCCCCCUCCACCCAAUAGGUGACUGUUCUGUUUGCUGGGCAGCACAUUGCAAAGAGUCCAUUCGAAGUGAACGUUGAUAAAUCUCAUGGGGAUGCCAGCAAAGUGACCGCUCAGGGUCCUGGCCUCGAGCCCAGCGGAAACAUUGCAAAUAAAACAACCUACUUUGAGAUCUUCACUGCAGGUGCGUGGGCUGGCUGGAUGAAAGGGGUGUCCUACUGAAGGAUCUAUCAGUAUGCUUUGUUGGGCUGGUCUGAGUCGGCAGCAGCUGGUGUGACUUGCACGUGGCAGUGUAAAUAGCUGAAAAUCCCCCGUUACAUGUAGCCAAUUUUUAUCAGACUUCUCAAUCAGGCACAUUUGUCUCCAUUAACUGAUCUGAGCAAGCAGCUGCUCUCCUGGAAAAACUAGUAAUGGAAAAGGUGAAUUGGUGUAGUCCUUCUAUAUUUGUUUGUAUUAUGAAAGUUGAUACACUUCCCAAAAGGAAAUAUUUAAUAUAGAAUGCAAUUUGAGGUCCAUGGAACACUGACACACCAGUGUUGAAUCUGAUUUAGGAUGUGGAGCAACUGUCAGACUACUUUCCCUAGCAACGUCUCUUUUUAGAACUUUAAAUUGCUUGUGGACCCUAGGCCUCGUGAGGGUUAAAAUUCUGCAACUAUCUGGGAAAUAUAUAUAUAUAUAUAUAUAUAUAUAUAUAUAUAUAUAUAUAUAUAUAUAUAUAUAUAUAUAUAUAUAUAUAUAUAUAUAUAUAUAUAUAUUUUUUUUUUUUUUUUAAAUGCAUGUUUUUCUGUGCAGGUGCUGGUGUCGGUGAGGUGGAAGUAAUUGUUCAAGACCCUAAUGGCAAAAAGGAUACAUCUGAAGUUCUUUUGGAGGAUAAAGGCAGCAGCACCUACCGUUGCACCUAUAAACCCACCAUUGAAGGGGUGUAUACCAUCUAUAUAACUUUUGCUGGGGUGCCAAUUCCAAAGAGCCCUUACACGGUCACCAUUGGUCAAGGUAAGUCCUCUUAAUUAGUACAAUCUGCCCUGUUCUGAAUUGGUGUGGGUGGCUUCUACUUUAUUAGGAACGUGGUGUUUGCCCACAUGCUUUACAUUGUAAAGGAAAAAGGCUGAACUGGAUAGUCUCCCUUGGCAGACCACAAGUGUAACUUGCACUUUAGUGUCACCUCUACAGUGCUUCGGAGUACAUGGCGAGCUCAGAAAUUAUGCACCUGUAACAAUUCAGUGUAAAUGGUGAAAGGACUCAAAGCCACUUUAUUUUAUUUUUCUUCCUACUUCUUGACUUAAACUUGCAGGCUAUGAGAAGCUGUGGUAGAUGCAGGCAAUUACUGCUGAUGUCGCUGUAAGAUUCAAAGUAACUAGGUCUGGCUAUAGAAUGUAAAGUCCUUUAAAAUAGAAGUCUGGAACAUUGUAAAGUUAUUCUGACUCUCUCUAUACUGGAGAUUCAGAUUCCAAGCAGCAGUCUAGAAAGAUUGGGGUGUUCACAAAUACCUGAAUACACCCCUUAAGAGCUAUAAAACUUUACUGUUUGGCUAAAUGGCCUAAACUGAGUCAUGUGGUGGUCCAUGAAUCCAGUCUUUGUAAACAAGCUCCAAUGUUCUAGAACGAUGCAUAAACAAUCAGGUGUUGAGUGUCCUUUUUGAAGUGGGGCAUCUCAGCAGCAUAUCUGGAUCAAGCCACCGUUGCUUCUAAAUUUCUGUAUAAAACUUCAUGUGCAAGCCUAGCCUCUCUUGCAAACUACCUUUCCUUGUUCUUGAUGUAUUUCUCUUGCUUUAAGAUUCUUGCACUUCCUUUUUGUAUCUCAUCUCCUUUUCUCUCAUGCUUCAAUCUCUGGAAAGUGGUCAGCUUCCUGGACCUCUGUCUCCUUUCUAACUUGGGAAAGCUGGACUUGGAUUGCUUUACGGUACAUGUGCAUGCAAUGUGUUUGGGUGGAAACCUUUUUUCCCUAAAUCACCACUAAAGGGGUUUGAAAGCAUCUAGACUGUACAUGUCGCCCUAUUUGGGUAGCUGUAUUUCGCCUUAAUACUGGAAGAAGUUUUAAUGUCUGGCAGUAUUCUCAAACAAGCAUGCAUGUUUUUUGGGUUUGUUCUUGGCAGUUUGCCAUCUAAAGUUUUGGGAUAACUCGCUAGCUGUAAUCCUUAAAGCAUGUCUUGUGAAGUCUGCUAUUGAAUAAUAUGUAAAGAAUUCAUUCCACUGUCUAGUAAUCAUCAUACAUUUCCUUAUUUAGUAGUCACUUUUAUUUAAAUGUCUUUGACUUGCUCAGUACUUCAGACUACUAAAACUUUAUUUAUCUUCAGCGUGCAACCCCAAUGUUUGUCUAGCAGUGGGUCGUGGCUUGCAACCCAAGGGCGUACGUGUUAAGGAAACUGCAGACUUCAAGGUCUACACAAAAGGCGCUGGAAGUGGAGAACUGAAGGUCGUUGUGAAGGGACCAAGUGAGUGACUAUUUGAUUUGGUUAAAAUCUAUGAAAGACUGACUUUUGAACUUCAGACAAACCAUUCAAAUGUCUCUGCUUCCCCAAAACAGAUUUUUUGAAUUUAAGAACUACUGAACACUGUCAACAUAGGCCAAAAAACAAACUAUCAAUAGUGCCGCUUCCAUUUCAAGAAACUGGUUCUCUUUACACUGGUAAACUAGAAAUGAAACCGGCUUUAAAAACAGAGUAGAACUAUGAAUUUUCCUUCUUUCCAUGUAACUUUACCACUUAGAGGGCUUUGUCUCCAAUUUGUUAAUCUGCAAUCUUCUUCUCCAGAGGGUACAGAAGAACGUGUUAAACAAAAAGACCUAGGUGAUGGCAUCUACUACUUUGAAUAUUAUCCAACUGCCCCUGGAAACUACACUGUUACAAUCACCUGGGGCGGUCAGAAUAUUCCCAGAAGGUGAGCUUCUUGACUUCUGUCUGGAUGAUGACCUAGAGGAAGAUUAUUUUUUGUUGAACUAACAUCUUUGUUCUUAGUCCAUUUGAGGUGAAGGUUGGCUCAGAGUGUGGACCACAGAAGGUACGUGCAUGGGGACCUGGUCUUGAAGGAGGAGUUGUUGGGAAAUCUGCUGACUUUGUCGUAGAGGCUAUUGGCGAUGAUGUGGGAACUCUCGGUGAGUAGGUGCAAUAUAUGUAGGGUAACAAAGUUAAUUGCACACAUAAACGGUCUUCUAACUUUGAAUAUGACCGUGAAAUACAAUGAAUGGCUGGCUAAUAUGCAUGCACUAAUGGGCUGAUCUUUUCUCUGUAGGCUUCUCAGUGGAAGGUCCAUCUCAGGCAAAGAUUGAAUGUGAUGACAAAGGUGAUGGGUCAUGCGAUGUUCGCUACUGGCCACUUGAAGCUGGAGAAUAUGCUGUACAUGUACUCUGCAACAAUGAGGACAUUAAGUUGAGCCCCUUCAUGGCUGAAAUAAAGCCAGCCCCCAAAGACUUCUUCCCAGAGAAGGUAAUGACUGGACAAAAUACUCAGUCUGUUUCCUCUGCUUACUGGAGUAAAGCCUUCUAGCAUAUUUAUAUAUCUUUUAGACUUUAGGUUAUACAGUAAAAUUCUCAUGCAAAGCCUUCUCCUUCCUCCAUUUAAGGUAAAGGCAUAUGGACCUGGAUUGGAGAAGACUGGAUUGGCCAUUAACAAACCAGCAGAAUUUACUGUUGAUGCCAAGCUUGGUGGUAAGGCACCACUCAAGGUGUCUGUACAGGUAUGUGCGUUUGUCAUAUUCUAGUCAUGUAACAUCAAGAUUUGACAAGAACAGUUCUCAGUUUCAUGUUCUCUAUCCUCAGGAUUCUGAGGGAACCCCAGUAGAUGUAAUCACAAAAGAUAAUGGAAACGGAACAUACAGCUGCACUUACCAGCCAAAGAAGCCAUUGAAACACACUGCAGUAGUGUCUUGGGGAGGGGUUAACAUUCCAAACAGCCCCUUCAGGGUAAGGCCAUGUCACUAUACACCACACUAUCAAAGGAUUAUUUAUCAUGUUUAUGCAUACUGAGAGCAAGAUGGCACUUGACCUGUAGAAUUUGUCUUAAAACAAAAUGCUGCAGACUAUAUAAAUGGAAACUAAAGAUUUUUUUUCCUAUGGCUUUUAGAUGACCAUUGGUGCUGGAAGUCAUCCCAACAAGGUGAAGGUGUAUGGCCCAGGUGUUGCAAAGACUGGCCUGAAGGCACACGAGCCCACCUAUUUUACUGUGGAUUGUACAGAAGCUGGACAAGGUGGGUUAACUAAUCAAAACUUACGCCUAAGCUGGAGUCUAAAGAAACCUGAACACUGUCUUACUGAUAUUUCUUCAUCUGUUAGGUGAUGUCAGCAUUGGUAUAAAGUGUGCCCCAGGUGUUGUGGGCCCUGCAGAAGCUGAUAUAGACUUUGACAUCAUUCGCAAUGAUAACGACACAUUCACUGUGAAAUACACUCCACCAGGAGCUGGAAGUUACACAAUCAUGGUUCUGUUUGCUAACCAGGUGACUUUAAUUUUUCAUUUCAUUUUGGCACUUGAUACUUAUUGCUGCCAAAUCUUUAUGGUGUGUGAUUAAAUUUUUUUUUUUUUGUACAUGUGGAGAGUCUUUUAAACUACUGCAAAGAACAAAAAAUCUUUGCGUAAUUUACUUCCUGGGAACUAUAAAGAGAAGCAUGAUUCCCUUCAUUAAGGGUUUGCCUGAAAUUAUGGCUUUUUCUGAAACCGCCAGUUCACUUUGUGAUCCAGAAGAGACUUGCUCAGACAUGCACAUGGAGCACUCAAGAUAUUCUGUUACCAGACAAAAAGGCAGAGCAGUAUUACGUGCACUGAAAAGACCUUAUCCUGUGUCCUGGUAAACAAUUAUGACUUCCCUGUACCUUUAGCAGCAUUUGUAUUGCUAACUUCUAACUAUGCAAGGUCCUUUUUGACACUUCCAUGAGGGCUUCCAAAAACGUGCAUUAAACAAUGUUGCACUGUGCUUGGUGACUUACUAGACUCUCAUCUCCUAGACUCUUACCCAAAAUUUAAGCUAGGUUAUGAAUUCUCUGCUUUAGAAAGCCUUAUGUGGAAUCUCAGAAUAUAACUUUAUAGUAACUUAUAUUUCCCUCUUCAGACCACACCAAUGAGUCCAAUCCGCAUCAAGGUUGACCCAUCACAUGACGCAAGCAAAGUAAAGGCAGAUGGUCCUGGACUGAAUAAGAGUGGUAAGUAGUCAUGUAGGAGUGGCUGUCUAAAACUUUGCACAUCAUCCACCGCUCUAGAAUCCUCGAUCCUUGCAUUGGUUUGACUUUGUGCUGGUAUCUCUGUAGGCAUUGACUUUUGUAUGGUUGUUUAUAUUUUGACUAGGUGUCGAGAUUGGAAAGCCUACCCAUUUCACUGUAAACACAAAGGCUGCUGGCAAAGCCAAACUAGAUGUACAGUUUACUGGACCUGCCAAAGGAGAUGCUGUGAAGGAUGUGGAUGUCAUUGAUAAUCAUGACAACUCCUACACUGUCAAAUACACACCUGUGCAACAGGUAACUCACUUAAACUUUGUGUGAUUUGUGUAUCUUUUUUUUUCCCCAACAGUUACACUUUAAAAAAAAAAAACCCACUGGCAACAAGUCAUUUGCAAUAUGCUCUUAAAAACGAUCUCAUAACCUCUGUAUCAUGCUGAAACUCUCCUCAUGAGCUCUCAAACCCAUUCCUGGAAUUUCAGAAAUAUAAAUUUAUUUUUUUCCCUUUUCCAGGGUAACUUGGGUGUGAAUGUGACUUAUGGAGGUGAUCAUAUUCCCAAGAGUCCAUUCCCAGUCAGCAUUGCCCCAACACUGGACCUCAGCAAGAUCAAAGUUUCUGGACUUGGAGACAGUAUGUAUUUUUUUUUUUAUUUUUUUGCUUCCAAUUCUAGUCUCUCUAAAUUGUAUGUGGAUUAAGCUUGAUUCUCUAUAGUGAUAGGCAAUGUAUGCAAAACUUGUAAAGAACAACUUAACUGCAAGAGAUCUAGGCUUUAUUGUACAGUUUUCUUGCUUUACCCCUCUGCAGUGUUUCUAAAGAUGUUGUACCAUCAUGCAUAGACUGGUACAAAACUUUGUUUUGCCUUUGUUCUCUUCCCCUCUCCAGAAGUAGAGGUUGGCAAGGAUCAGGAGUUCACCGUAAAAUCCAAAGGUGCAGGGGGACAGGGCAAAGUAGCUUCCAAAAUCACAAGCCCAUCUGGCAAGGCUGUUCCUUGCAAAGUGGAGCAAGGUUUGAGCCCUGAUAACAGCACGGUCAAAUUUAUCCCUCGAGAGGAAGGUCCAUAUGAAGUGGAGGUGACCUAUGAUGGUGUUCCAGUUCCUGGCAGCCCAUUUCCUGUAGAAGGAGUUCCUCCAACAAACCCCUCAAAGGUACAGAAAAGUCUUGUCUAACUGUUUAUACCUUGUAGAACCAACAUUUUGCUUAGUCCUUGCCAUGACUCAUCAGACUUCUAGAUGGAGUUUCUAAAAGUAUACUUGUGAUGGCUUGGCUUUCCAGGAAAUGGCUAUAGUUAUACAAUCACCAUCUUUAUGGUCUCUUGUGUGGGUUUUAAUUCUCCAGCUGUACAUAAUGUUGCUCUACUUGCAGGUUAAGGCUUUUGGGCCUGGGCUAAAAGGAGGCAAUGUUGGUGCCCCAGCCCCAUUCACCAUUGAUACCAAAGGAGCUGGGCUUGGAGGCCUUGGUCUGACUGUGGAAGGACCAUGUGAGGCAAAGAUUGAAUGUCUAGACAAUGGUGAUGGUACAUGCUCUGUGUCUUACCUGCCAACGGAGCAUGGAGACUACAACAUCAACAUUCUGUUUGCUGACACCCACAUUCCUGGAUCGCCUUUCAAGGCAAAGAUUGAGCCUUGCUUUGACCCUUCCAAGGUGACUUGCUCUGGCCCAGGUUUGGAACAUGCUCAGGUUGGGGAAGCUGGCAAAUUUAAUGUGGACUGCUCCAAUGCUGGCAGUGCCGAGCUGACAAUUGAGAUUAUAUCUGACACUGGAAUGCAGGCAGAAGUCCAUAUACAGGACAAUGGAGAUGGAACCUACACCAUUACCUACAUCCCACUAUACCCAGGAAUCUAUACCAUCACUAUAAAGUAUGGCGGACAAAUGGUUCCCAACUUCCCCAGCAAACUGCAGGUCAAGCCAGCUGUAGAUACUUCUGGAAUAAAAGUCUAUGGGCCUGGAGUGGAGGGAAAAGGUAGGUUUUUAUUUGACUUGUAUAACCUUUCAGGUGGAUUUUGCUGGACUACAAGACCUAAACCUGUAACUGCUUAUUCUCCCAGGUGUAUUCAGAGAAGCCACUACAGACUUUAAUGUUGAUGCACGUGCUUUGACCAAAACUGGAGGUCCCCAUCUUAAAACCAGGGUAUCUAAUCCAUCUGGCAACUUCACAGAUGCAUUUGUGCAGGAUAAUGGGGAUGGCACCUAUAAAGUGGAAUACACUCCUUAUGAGGAAGGUUGGUAGUUCUGUUUCUAUGUAGUCUGUGGGAAAUUAAAGCAUUGUAUUAAGUUAACUUGGCAAGAUUACAUCUGUUAUAGCUUGUAUUGAUAAAAUAUUAUAUUUGCAAAUAAAAACUUAUUUCUCUAGUUAUUCUCCUGGCAGUCAGUCCUUUUAUAGAAGGAGUUUUGUCCAAUACAGGUCUAAAGUUGAACUUAUCCCACUUUCUAUAGGGAUCCAUUCUGUUGAUGUAACUUAUGAUGGAAGCCCUGCACCCAAAAGCCCCUUCAGGGUUCCUAUUACUGAAGGCUGUGAUCCAACUAGAGUCAGAGUUCAUGGUCCUGGGAUCCAGAGUGGAACCACAAACAAGCCAAAUAAAUUCACAGUGGAAACCAGGUAACUAAAAUAAUCAAUACCUCUAGUUUGCAUUACAAAUACAUUUCUCUAUACUUUCCUUUUUUCUUUUGGAAUGUGCUUCACAGCCUUGCUUUUCUGCUGUUCAGUUAUGUUCAGAGAGCAUGUUGUAGUACUGGUCUCCUCCAAAUAAAACAUCACUACAAAAUGCAAGGUCCUAGUAGAUGGAACUUCAUCAUUUUCUGUCUUCAUAUGAAUGCCUUUAUUUUUAGGGGUGCUGGCACUGGAGGACUUGGUCUGGCUGUUGAGGGUCCAUCAGAGGCAAAGAUGUCCUGUACAGAUAACAAGGAUGGCAGUUGUUCAGUAGAAUACAUCCCAUAUGAGCCUGGUACUUACAGCUUAAAUGUCACCUAUGGUGGACAUCAAGUUCCAGGUAAGGCUUGUGUUCUGAGAACUGGGAAACCUGUCGACACUUAAAUGUUUAUAAUGGCAUUUAAUCUUUGGGAAGUUCUCUCUAAAAGGUAACAAAACAUAGACCUCUUCUGAAUAAUUGUUUUCACUUUGCAGGUAGUCCCUUCAAGGUUCCAGUUAAUGAUGUAAUUGACAGCUCUAAGGUGAAGUGUUCUGGUCCAGGACUCCAACCUGGGUUGGUUAGAGCAAAUGUCCCACAGUCCUUCAGUGUAGACACAAGCAAGGCUGGUGUUGCUCCUCUACAAGUCAAAGUUCAAGGCCCAAAAGGUAAGCUGGAAUUUAAACUAUUCAGAGGUUUGGUUAGAUUAAGAAUAUGGUUCUCAAGUACAUAACUGGUUGCUGUAAAAUGCAUUUAAUCUAAAAUACACUCUGCAAUGAAUUCACAAACCAUCCAGUAUCUUAAGACUCCAGCAGGAAAAGUACUAAAUAUAUAUGCUCAUCUAACGGUGUUCCUUUACCACCUGUUUAGGCAUUGUAGAACCUGUAGAAAUUGUGGACAAUGGUGAUGGAGUCCAGACUGUGAAUUAUGUUCCAAGCCGCGAAGGACCCUAUAACAUUGCUGUUCUCUAUGGAGAUGAAGAGAUACCCCGCAGGUAAAAAUCUUGUGGUAGAAAACCUGAACUAAAUGUAAUAGUCAAGCACUGGAGUCUUGAUUUAGUGUAUGAAAGUUCUGGACACAAACUCAACAUGGUAAACUUGAAGACUCAUGUUCUUACUUUUCCAGUCCUUUCAAGGUAAAGGUCUUACCAACUCAUGAUGCCAGCAAGGUGAAGGCAAGUGGACCAGGGUUGAAUACAACUGGGGUACCUGCCAGCCUGCCCGUGGAGUUUACAAUUGAUGCAAAGGAUGCUGGAGAAGGCCUUCUUGCUGUUCAGAUCACUGUGAGUCUCAUUCCAUUCCAGUGUUGGCUGAUAAACAGGCAGUCUGCUCCACAAAUGCUCACUUUUUUUUUAACCUACAGGAUCCAGAAGGCAAGCCUAAGAAAGCCACUAUACGUGACAACCAAGAUGGCACCUAUACAGUGUCCUAUGUACCGGAUAUGACUGGCCGUUACACUAUCCUCAUUAAGUAUGGAGGCGAUGAGAUUCCUUAUUCUCCUUAUCGCAUCCGUGCUGUUCCCACAGGAGACGCCAGCAAGUGCACGGUUACAGGUAAGCGGUUCUCAGGUUGCUUUGUUGGAAAGGUAUUCCACACUUCCUUACAAUUAACAGGUGCAUAUAAACUAUACACCGUUGCAAGAACAUUGUGUUCAAACUGACAACCUUGUGGUAGCUGUUUGUAAUGCUUUAAGACUUGCCAUUGCUGCUGGCAAGGCCAGAAUAGGAACUUAAUGCCAUAUAACUGUUCUACAGGACCCAACGUUAAACACUAGUCAACCAGUAUUAACCUGUCACGUAGGGCUGUAAUGUCUCUAGGUCUGCCCUGUAUUGUUAGUAGAAGUAAUUACUCCAGCUCUUCAGGUUUUAUACAAACUUGAUAACCCUUUUUGUUUAAAAAAAGUCCCUUGUGUAACUGAAUGGACCCCUUUCUUCCUCCCCCCCCCCACGAUGAAAGCCUGACUUCAGAUGUGUGGAGAUAAAUCUUGAGGAAACCAUAUUGGUCUGUUACUGCUGACUAUUUUCUAUAGGAAAGUUAUUUUGUUUUAGAUGGCCUGUUUGUAAAACAAAACACACAGAAUUGAGCUAUAGGAUGUGGAGUUUUUUGGCUUUUUUUACAAUGCUAAAUACUACAACAGACCAUAAAACCAUUUUAAGGAUGACUGCUCCAUGUAACAUUAUUUUGGUAACCGUGCACAGACCUCUUAAUGGCUUAUCAAAUUUUUUAUUUUAUUUUUUAUUUUGAGGCAUUAUUGGCACAGGUAACUUUAUAUUGUGUGGCUGCCCUAUAGUGUUCAAUCAAUGACUACAUAUCCCAUACCACAGGAAGUGGUCCAACUGUGUCGAACAGUCUGGAAACCUCCAUAAUUCUAUUAGGGCUGAGCGUGGAAUGCCUUAAGUUUCCGAACAAUUUGCUCUUUUCACACACGCUUUUUGACGUACUCUCUCCCCAGCACUGCACACUGUUUAUGGCAUAACACGUCAUGAUACAAAUGGUCUUUCUGAGAUUUUAGUUAUGCACUUUUUGUUACCCUCACAUUGUCACUUUGUCUCACUUGACCUUUCCUUGCUCUUUGCCCUUUCACCUCAGUGUCAAUCGGAGGUCACGGGCUAGGUAAGCCGCUUGCUUGUUAAAUGAACCUUCUCUUUUGCUCCCGGUUUCUUUAAAACUUUGUUAAAUGUGAAGCCUUUUUGCCUGCUGACUGGUAUCUUCAUUGCGCUGCGGUUUCUUGCAAUGAAGUCCUGUUGUGGGGAAAUUCACAGCUGUAUUGUAACUGGCUUGUUGGACAUCUAAAUUAAUAUUGUCAGAACGGUUUCCUCAGGCGCCACCUAGGAAACUAUAAAAGUAGAACUUUUACCUGCAUCUCUAAAACAAAGUAAACUCUUGGUAUAGUAUUCAUUAAUCUCCCAUCACAAAGUCAAACUUUAAGAAGGCAAAAGCAUCUCAAAUGUUGAAAUUGCUAAAUGGAUCUGUUUCUUGGGGUCUUAGCCUUAAACAUAUUUGCAAUUGGCAAACUGCCCAAUAUCCUAGAUCAUUCCUUAGUGAUGUCCUUCAAAUUAAGGGUUUUUACUUAACGGCUGUGAACAGACCCAAAACUUUUCAAGGACUCUGUAAAAAUGUGGUGGACUUUGCAUGUUUAAAAUGAACCUUUACUAAUUCAUUUGACUCUCUUGAUAAGGGCAUCAACUGUUGACACAAACUUCAAUUUGUAAGGUUCUGUAGGCACCUUAAUAGGAGGCCCCAUUACCUUGGGUAAAUACUGGACUGGUUUGGAAACCACUGACCUAGACCUUAAGAUUCAGACAUGUAAUCUAGAAAAACAUUUUUAAACUAGUGGCCUUUGCAGAGCUACAGAAGAAUGCAUCACAUGGAUGGGUCCUAGUAUAAAGGUGAAUGGCUUAGUUUGCUGGGAAACUAAAACCUACCUCACUAAUGUGAUGAAUGUAGAGUUAUAGAACUUCCAAUCACUUAAUUAGUCUCUGGAGACACAUACAUUGCUUGCAAGGAAAGCAGCUUGAACAGUAGGAUGAAUAUUGGCCAUUGUGCCUGGUUUGCAUUACUGGGCUGAGAGGUUUAAGUGUCUACUAGGCUAGGACACAAGUCAUACUUGUUCACUUCUCUUCAACUUGCUUUUAAUUCCAUUGCCAUAGUCUACAGUCAAGCUCAUUACAUGAUGUUGGUGUAUCCAUAGCUUACAAUAAAUUCCAAUGUCCACAUUUGAAUUUUGGAUCACAAUUCUAAACAGGACUAGGUUGUCCUUGGCGUAAGGUUUCUCCAACUUUGCAACUGUUAGUCAUUUGAAGAAAAAUCCAGACAACUCUUAACAUUUCCCUUUUGAGAAGUAAAAUUGAUGGAACUUGAUCCCUCUUUCCUUACUGCAUGUUUGCUCUGUAUGGCUUCCCACUUACCAACCUUUCCCAAUCCCUAGUCUCUCCUCUUAACUUCACUAGACCUGCACCUUCCCACUCUUCAUUGCUUGCGCAUAAAGUCCUUGCAGGGAUCUCAGUCCAUCAGGAAAUGUAAACUGCACUCCCAUAGCUUCACAUGUCACUGGUUCACCUUGGUGCACAUGAGCAGCAGAGUGUUUAUGAAUACUCUUGCUGAUGCCAUCACAAUAGAAAAAUGGCAAUCGACAAACAUUAAUGCCUGCUGUAAACUAUUAGACGUAUGCAAAGCAUGUAUGUUCUUUGCACCUGUAAACUUCUGCAAAUGGUUAACCGGGCAAAAGCUAUACUUUGCUUCAGUGUUGGAGGGCAGCGAGGCACUCAUACGUUUUUGAUGACUUAACCUGGUUGUGUUCUAGCACAUCUGACUCAAAGUAUUCCACCCCUAGAACUCUGUUGUGCUGUUAAUGGUCAGAGGUCUCUUUAAGGACUCAGUACUAUCCCUACUUAAAAGGAGCCUUUGGGAAAUCCUAAGAACCUUUUGAUAUUUCCUGAGAACUGAGGCUUCUGCAGAACAAUUAAACUUGGCUGUGAAUGUGGAACUGGCUGCAUGUCUGGCAUGAAACUUGAUGUUCAGCAACUGAUCGGGUGACCGUUCUUUUGUUGCAUUGUCUCUUCCUUCAUUUCGGUAUCCUGCAGGUGCUGGCGUUGGACCCACUAUUCAGAUUGGUGAAGAGACGGUUAUAACUGUUGAUGCAAAGGCAGCAGGGAAGGGUAAAGUGACAUGCAGUGUGUGCACGCCCGAUGGCACAGAGGUGGAUGUAGAUGUUGUGGAGAAUGAAGAUGGCACAUUUGACAUCUUCUAUACAGCCCCCCAACCUGGAAAAUAUGUCAUCUGUGUGCGCUUUGGAGGAGAGCAUAUUCCCAACAGCCCAUUCCAGGUUACGGUAAGUUUGAACCCAUGGUCUUUAAAUUUUUGUCUUUGUUUUAAUUAUUGUCCUGCUACUUGGACCCUACCUAAGAUUUAAAUCUGUGUAUUGCUUAAUCACAUUGAAUUGCAUUAUAUUGUAACUUUACAUUUUUGUUACUGUGUAAAGGAUAAAAUAUUGAAAGGCAUUUCUGUGGGUCAAUAUGAAUGUGCAGCUAUGGUAUUUAGUUUGUCGCACCAUAUCUGGAUAGGUGUGGAUUUCAGGCACUGGCUAUCGAUAGUUAAUGUAAGAAUGUCCCUUGGUUCCUCCCCCCUCUUAAGGUAACUUCAGAAAAAUCUGGACUCAAGUCUCUUGAAAUAUGGUGGUCAUUUGGAUAGUUCUUUCUUGGUAUAUUUUAGUCUUGUAGAAUUUAAACUAACUUAUGCUUACACCUCCAACGCAGGCUCUGGACGGCGAACAAAUGAUGCCUCAGCAGAUGGUUCCACAGCAAUUAGCCCCAUCUUACGCAUACCCGGGCAUGCAGCAACCCUGGGUACCCUACAUUUAACUGUAACUGUAACCUGUUGGGGGAAAAUGUUCUUCCAGGGGCAUUAUGUGAUGUGGAAGAAACUCUGGAAUUCAGUACUCACAACCAUUGUUUUCUGCAAAAUGUUCUAGCUUCUGAAAAUCUGUGGGCUUUUGGGGGAUGCUUUUGCUUAUUGGGAUGAACCCUUUGGGACACAAUGUAAUUAUCUCAAAGGGUUAUGUGGUAGGGUAAGCAUACAGUGCUUUCUUUAGUUUAGUGGAUUGUUGGGAUCCUUGGUAUCUUUGCUUGGUUUAUUCAUGGUAGGACUUCUGCAUGAUCUCACACAAGUGAAUGCCUUGUAGAGUGGCACACUUAAAAAGAUAAACCUCAAAGCAUGUUGCUUCUAGUCAUAUAAGCUUCGGAAUGCCUCACUUUGACUCUGCCAUUGUGAAUUACUACUAUGAAUUCCAAAGAUCCUUCCCUAAUCAUAAUGCCUUGGACAUGGACUUUCCCUCAGCCGCUUCUGGCCUCUUAAAUUUGGGGUCAAGGGGAGGGGGAGAUGAUGGGUUCCACCUCUGUCCAUUCUUAAAUUCCAGAUGUCUGCCAUCUUGCCAUUCUCUUCUCAUUACCAUUUGAUGUCUACUUCCCCAUAAAGUACACCCGUCUUUCAUAUUUUCAUAUGGCCACCACUUGUGACCCGAUGUAACUUCUGUGGGCCUCUUAAUUGUUCGUGUGAUCAUUGUGUAUUAGUCUCUUGCAGAAUUCAUUUGUCCUAGGUUUGCCAAUUUAUUUUGGAUAAACUAACUGCAAAGACUCUUCAUUUUCAUAUUUUACAUGUCUUGUGUAUCCAUUUCUAAAACCAAACUUCGCUGCUGGUUCCAAGCUGUUGUGAGGCAUAGCACUAUAAAAUGCUGCUCUCUAGGCUCUUAAGGCUCAUGUCUUUCCAAAAAAUUAUUCUGAUAUUUGAAAACUUGAAUCUAGUUUUCAAACCUUACACUGAAGAUGAAACUAAUUUAUUUUAUUUUUAUACAAAGAUACCAGACAGCCACAGUAUAAUCCUCCAGCGGAGUUUAGGUUUGUUUUUUUUCUGUUGACUGAUGUCCCUCUUAUCUAUUGAUUUAUUCUCUACUUGAAUAGCUGUUUAAUAGCCACUUUUCUUUUUAGGCUACUGACCGUCCUGUUAUGGGAGUGAAUGGUCUUGAUGUUGCAGGACUAAGACCUUUUGAUCUGGUCAUUCCUUUCACGAUAAAAAAAGGAGAAAUCACAGGUAACUUAAAGAGUUGUAUAAACAGAUGGUUUUGCCCAUUAAAUGUGUGGAUGAAAAGUAUUUAAAACAAAGCGACUUCUUACAAUCUAAACUACUGUAUCAUUAAUGCAGGAGAAGUUCGUAUGCCAUCUGGCAAAGUGGCAAAGCCUGAUAUCACAGACAACAAAGAUGGUACGGUCACUGUGAGAUAUGCCCCUACCGAAGCUGGCUUGCAUGAGAUGGACAUAAAAUAUGACCACAUGCACAUCCCAGGUAUUUUUCCUUUGCUGCUAAUCAAAAGAGCUGGUUCUUAAACUGCAUAUGAAUGUAGUGCUCGUCAAAGACUUGUUUGAGGCUGGGGAGGUCUCGCUUUAAACGUUCUAGAUAACCUAACUGGUCAGCAGACUAAAUACUUUGUGUUUUUUUUGUUUGUUUUUUUUAUAGGAAGCCCACUGCAGUUCUAUGUGGAUUAUGUCAACAGCGGGCACGUAACUGCCUAUGGUCCAGGUCUUAUUCAUGGCACUGUCCAUAAACCAGCAGUCUUCACAGUCAACACAAAGGAUGCUGGUGAAGGUGAGAUGAGUAGGUUGGCUUGAGGUAUUAGUCUGCAUGGCUUGCCAGAGUUGGCAUUGACUAUUGCUGUAUCCUAGGUGGCUUGUCACUUGCCAUUGAGGGCCCCUCCAAAGCCGAAAUCAGCUGUACAGACAACCAGGAUGGAACAUGCACAGUCUCCUAUCUCCCAGUGCUGCCUGGUGACUACAACAUUCUUGUCAAAUACAACAACAAACACAUCCCCGGCAGUCCAUUUGUUGCUAAAAUCACAGGUGAGCAUCAAUCCAGAAAAAAUCUCAAGCUGUUGUGACCUGACAUUUUUAAUCUCUUUUUUUUUUUUUUUAAAUGUGAAACUGGCAUGCCAUGUCAAUAUAUAAUUCUGUGCUAAAACUCUAAAUGCUUUCUUCAGGUGACGACACCAUGAGAAUGUCCCAGCUAAAGGUUGGAUCUGCAGCAGAUAUUCCUCUGAACAUUACAGAAACUGACCUGAGCCAACUAACCGCAACAGUGACUUCUCCUUCUGGAAGGGAAGAGCCUUGCCUCCUUAAGAGACUCCGAAAUGGACACAUUGGUAAGACCUGUGUGCAAGCAGUAGGCCCCCUCUGAACGCUAAAAAAAUCUUCAAAGGCCACUGAGUGACAAAGCAGCUUUGUGGCUUUAUAGUUAUUACAUUCUCAAUGCUAGUUAAAUAUAAUGAAAGUUUAUGGGAUAUAUGUAUAAACAGGUGGUGGUUGCUGUCAUCUUGGUUUCUGAUGUAACUGGAUAUAGAUCUUUUCAGCCACUUCUGUGGUCAGAAUAUAUAGAAGUGUAAACCAUAAUAGGCUUACCAUCAUUCUGUGGCUGACCGAUCCAGGUAUUUGGUGGUCAAACCUAUAUAUAAAUGAGAUUUGCUCGGAAACACAUUGAUAAAAUUUUUAAGUUACCUCCGUCCCAUUCUUGGUUCAUGAGUUCUCAUUAAUUUAGUCUCUGGCCCUUUAAUCAGGGGAUCAGUGUACUGCAACAGUAACAAAUGUCUUGACAUCUCGCAUUGUGACCAAAACAUCGACUUAUGACCUGCACUUUCUACUUUGCAGGAAUAUCUUUCAUUCCUAAAGAAACUGGCGAACACUUGGUCAACAUAAAAAAGAAUGGAGUACACAUUGCAAGCAGCCCAAUCACUGUAAUGAUCAGUCAGUCGGAGAUUGGAGACGCCAGCCGGGUAAUAGUGUCUGGCCAAGGUCUGGUUGAAGGGAGAACAUUUGAGCCGUCUGAAUUUAUCAUUGACUCCAGAGAAGCAGGUGAGUUGUCAAAGAUGUGGCAACAAACUGUCCAUGCAGAACUUAUUUGGCACUUUUUAGAUCAGUGAGGGCAGUUAGAGUGUACCUCACUCACAAGACUUUCUUGUACAUGCACUCAAACAUCGGCUUACAUGAUUGCUCGUUUCUCCUCUGCAGGCUAUGGAGGGCUGAGUCUUUCCAUUGAAGGUCCCAGCAAAGUGGAUAUUAACACAGAAGACUUGGAAGAUGGAACAUGCAAAGUGACUUACUGCCCAACAGAACCUGGAACGUACAUCAUAAACAUCAAGUUUGCAGAUCAGCACGUGCCAGGUACCUGCAGAAAAGACUAGGUUUCUACAUACGACAGUCUGUAAUAUCUGUAAAGUAUCUGCAUUAUAAAUCUUCCCUUGUAUAGCUUACUCAUGGUGGAGUUUUUAUCUUUCUAGGGAGUCCUUUCUCAGUCAAGGUCACAGGUGAAGGUCGCAUGAAGGAGAGUAUCACAAGGAGACGCACUGCCCCAUCUGUGGCAAAUAUUGGUAGCCAAUGUGAUCUCAGCUUGAAAAUACCUGGUAAGUUCCAAAGAACCUUUUUGGCCGUACAGUUAAGUAGAGCUGAUGAAACAAAGUAUUUCACAAAAUACUCUGUCCCUGUGACUUAAACUAGUCGACCUGAUAUUAAGGAGGGUUUUUUGUUCCUUGCAGAAAUCAGCAUUCAUGACAUGACUGCACAGGUCACCAGCCCCUCUGGAAAGAUUCAUGAUGCUGAAAUCAUGGAAAGUGACAAUAACACCUACUGCAUACGGUUUGUCCCAACUGAGAUGGGUGUUCACACAGUCAGUGUUAAAUACAAGGGUCAGCAUGUACCUGGGAGUCCCUUCCAGUUUACCGUUGGACCCCUUGGUGAAGGUGGGGCUCACAAAGUGCGAGCAGGUGGUCCAGGCCUGGAGAGAGCAGAGGUUGGAACACCAGGUAAGACUUCCUUGCCAGAACUGGACUGGGAUCUUAUGUGGCAAAUUGGUUUUUAUUAUUCUACUCUAAAUUUUGUCCUGUGAUCAAAAAGUAUUGACCUCCUAUCUUGGCAAUUUUGAAUCUCAAAAUUGACUCCUAAGCCUCCCUUGUUCUUGCCUAACAUUUAUGGAUUCAGUUACUUUUUUAACUAAGGAACAACUUAAAAUAUGCAGAAUUUAUUUCUUUCAAAAAUGAAAUGCCUACUGGACAAGCAUCACACUUUAAUGUAGAGCUCUGUAUGGAACUUUACUGCUAGUUGCCAUGUUGCUGUAUGUUUCACUUUGGUCUAGGUUUUUGCUGGUCUAAAAAAAUAAGCAAUACUUUCUCCCACAUCUGGGAGACUAUUAAGAAAAAAACAAAACUGCAUGACUGGUGGUGGUCUACUUUAUGGCCAUUUGCUUUAGAAUGGGCUAAACCUCUAGAAGUUUACCCUUUCUUUUUAUUUUAUUAGCCGAAUUUAGCAUCUGGACAAGAGAAGCUGGUGCUGGUGGCCUCUCAAUCUCAGUUGAAGGUCCAAGCAAAGCCGAAAUUGCUUUUGAAGAUCGGAAGGACGGGUCUUGUGGUGUGUCCUACAUUGUUCAAGAGCCUGGUAUGUUUGAAAGGUGGUUCUAAUAAACCAUGCCUUCAUUGUGGUAUUUGUCAUGAAACUUUGAGUAGAUGCAUAGCGUAGUAGUGGGUAAUUAUGCAUAACUCCAUUCUUCUGUGGGUUCUGGUUGUGCCCCACCACUUAUUGGCAGGGCUGUGAAGGAUUUGGUGCAUUUAGUCUUAAGUUACCAUUAAAUGUUCUGUUCUCUUCUAGGUGAUUACGAGGUGUCCGUGAAGUUUAACGAUGAGCACAUACCAGAUAGCCCUUUCGUGGUGCCUGUUGGAUCCACGUCGGAUGAUGCCCGUAGAUUGACUGUUUCUAGUCUUCAGGUGAGGCACUGGGAAAAACCUUGGCCCUUUGUGGUUGGGCAGAGAACUUUCCUCCUGAGCAGCUGACAAGAACCACUCAUGACCCUCUCAGUAUGGAAAAUCUGCACUGCAUGUCUUCUGCACUGACUGGGUCUAAACACUAGCUAAGAGCAUAAUUUGGGCACAUUCCAUCCUGCCACUGAUUUCUUGCCAACAUUGUUGGCAAACUCUUGAAGUGGUGUUUAUAAAUUGGUCAUAGCUUUGCAGCCUUAUCCAUCAAGGAGACUGUGUGGUGCUGCCACCUGCAGGUAUUAAAAUGGAAUUGCACCCAAAGAAUACAACAAGGUACAAGGAACACUUGACACUAUGUAAUUUAGUGAGUCUAAUCUCUAACUAAAUCAAUAAAGAAUUGCUACAUGCAAUCUCUCCGAAUAAGACAUAGGCUCCUAUCUUGGGACUGUUACACUCCUCACCAUACAAAGACAUCCCACUAGCAGGCUACACUUUUAAAGUAGAUGAUGGCAGAUAUUACUUGAUCUCAAAGCCAUUCUGGCUUUUAGGGGCAUUGCCAUAAACAGGGUGGUCCUAAUCCUUCUGAUCUUUAAGACCAGCCAUAUUCAUGUUCUAUUGAUUCUCCAAACUAAGACCAUCUUCCAGCUGACUCAGGAGGCUCUCGGUGUUUUUCUCGUGUCUUUCUUAAAGGCUUCUAACAGAAAUGGACAAUAUAUCUUGCUUCCACUUAACAUUUGACUUCUGUUUAAAGAGGGAGGGGAUGGGAAAUCAACAUAUGGCUGUGGCUUGCUGCGAUUUCAGGCUCCUUUUUAUACCCACGAGUACGUGGAUGGGUUUGAAGAGUGCCUGAAUAUAUGGAGAAACUCAAUCUAAACAAUGUUAAUGUGCUCAAAAUGAACACCCUUAUGAAUUGUACAAAUAAACUGCAACCUCUGCACACUUGGAAUCCAGCUUUGUCAGGAACUUCUACAGCUCCUACUUGGCUAAUGGUCAGCACUAGGCAAUGAAUUGACGUGUAUUUUCAAGCCUUAGAAUGGUCGGAAUGAAUGCACAUCUCCAUGGACGCCAGAAGCAAAUGUAGACCUCUGCAUAGUUUUUUGCUGUGAAAACCAGAAAAUCACAAGGAUACCUGACUGCUUACCACAGUGUAUAUAGUGGUGUCAAACCCAGGACAUCUUAACUUAUAGGCAUGCACUCUUGGGCCAAGAUGCUACCAUGUGAGGCAGCAGGGUAUUUCCACACUCCUGCUUUUCCAGAGUACACAGUUAGAAAUAUCAUGAAGUGUGCACAAAUAAAUACAAACUCCUGGCAGAUAACAUUAGCUCUAGAACAAAAUGCUUGUCUUGGUCUUAUUUAGGCCUCUAGAAUAGUAUAGAUGGUCUUCUUUUUAGAUGUGUAGUGUAGCACUCUUGAACAAAGUCCAUUGAAUCUCCCAAUUGUGUGGGUCUUUGUUUUUAUAGCUUUUAAAAAUAAUAAAUAAAAUAUUUGUACUAGGUUACAUUAAUACAACGGUUGAACUAGUGAUCAGUUCUGUAACAAAGCUCAUAAGAACAUUUUAGUUCAAAUUGCUCAUUUACCUUCCAUAACCCAAGCAGCCAGCCACUGCCAUGUUGUCCCACUAGUGUUUCCCUCCCUCAUUAAAUGAAGCUCCAGACUGGUAAGUAGAAAGUUCAUGAGGGCCUUAAACUUGCCCUGUGUAUUCAGUUUGACUGUUUCUAAAAUUCUUGAUGUACUUUUAGGAGUCAGGGUUAAAGGUGAACCAACCAGCCUCUUUUGCAGUAAGUCUUAAUGGUGCUAAAGGAGUCCUGGAUGCCAAAGUGCACAGUCCUUCUGGGGCAAUAGAAGAAUGCUAUGUGACAGAGAUUGAUGAAGGUAAGACCACUUUUAGUCUGUACCUACAAGUCCUUGAUAAGGGCAUAUAAAAACCAACUUGUCCAUAUACUCGUAGAGCAGAAACACUUUAUUUCUAGUCUAGGUUUGCUUUUAUUUAGGUUAUUUUAUUUAUUUUUUAAGGAAAACCUGCCUAAACCUUGCGAUGAGCAGAUCUUGUUUGCUUUUGGUGGAUAACUGAGUGGAAUCUUCACCUCCUGACUCACUUUUUCAGAUUUACCAGAUAACUGGCUUCCUGAAGCCACAAACUAAUGGCUCCAAUCUUACAUGUGGCCUCUUGUAGGCAGCACAGCUGCCAAAAAAUUUUUAUCCCUAAAAAUAAGUAAACCAAUAUAAAGAGGUUUGUGGAGAAUUCCGUUAUGGCACUUCUAAUGUAAUCCAUCCCAUAUGAUUCAGGUUUAAAAUCCAUAUCCCUGAGAGCCAUUUUGGAUCUUGCCCUUCCUCACCACCUGUAUUUUGGUUGGUGGCAGAUACACUAGAUUUUAUUUCAUUCUUUCCUUCUAAAACUAAGGCAAACCAGGUGUGGCCAUAACAAACAUUCCUACUAAAAUGCAGGCAUAAAUUUGGUGUUUUAAAAAGGAAACUCGUUGGCUCCAUAUAACUUUCUACCGAGUGUUACAAUUGGUUCUUCCAUUUUUUUAUUUUUUUUUUGUGACACUCAUAUUAAUGGAGAAUUCCAAGCAGAGAAUCUGUUAUGAACCUCUUCUCUUUUUCUGAUUUUAGACAAAUAUGCUGUACGCUUUAUUCCCCGUGAGAAUGGCUUGUACCUUGUUGAUGUCAAGUUCAAUGGCUCCCACAUCCCUGGUAGUCCCUUCAAAAUAAGAGUUGGGGACCCAGGACAGGCUGGGGAUCCUGGCAUGGUGUCAGCUUACGGGUCAGGCUUGGAAGGAGGAACUACAGGUAAGCUUGACUCGUUGAUGUACACUUGCUCUAAGGGAAUAACUAGCCUGACUUAAAAUAUAGAUGACAAUAGGGGGAAAAUACGCUCGCGUUACAUGCUGGUGAAGUCUAAAGCAUAACGUGAGGCUUGAUGAGUGGACAGUAAAGGACUCACUUAUUUUUUUUUUUUUUUUUUUUUCUCCAGGCAAUGCUGCAGAGUUCAUAGUUAACACAUCGAAGGCUGGGCCUGGCGCUCUUACUGUCACAAUUGAUGGCCCUUCAAAAGUCAAAAUGGACUGCCAGGAGUGUGCAGAGGGUUACAAGGUUACCUACACACCCAUGGCUCCUGGUAGCUACAUGAUCUCCAUUAAAUUUGGUGGUCCAUAUCACAUUGUCGGAAGUCCAUUUAAAGCAAAAGUCACUGGUGAGUAAUGCUAUGGUUUCAGGAAUGGUACAGAAGAACAAGCUUAUUGUUUCACUUUGAAAACAUGGGAGCUUUUAGCAAUGUUCAUUCAGAAGUCUUUUAAGAGUUGUGCUCUUUAAUUCUAUGGGAGAUGCAACGGCCAAAACCCUUACUGUGUUUUUCUCCUCUCCCCAGGUCCUCGUCUGGUGACAAGCCAUAACCUUAACGAAUCCUCAUCAGUGUUUGUAGACUCUGUCACAAAAUCAGAGUCUUUCACACAACAAGCUGCAGCUCCAAGAGUCUCAUCUGAUGCUACCAAAGUGGUGGCCAAAGGUCUAGGUCUAAACAAAGCCUUUGUAGGACAGAAGAACUCCUUCACAGUCGACUGCAGCAAGGCUGGUGAGUAUCUAACUGAAGUUUAUGAAUACUGGCCAGAAACUUGAAAGUCUGAAACUGUUGAAAUAAAGUAUUCUAUUCACUUUGGAUGUUAAUGGGUAGAGAUCUACUGGCAUUCCUACAAAGUUCCACUUAAAUCCUUAAUGUAUUCUUGGUUCCUGUAUGAACUGUAGUUUAAUGUUAAAUCUGUAAACUUUGGUACAUUUGAGCAAAAUAAUUCUUCAAAUACUUAGACUUCAUUUUUCCUCCUAAUUUUUUUCCAUAUUCAGGUAACAAUAUGCUGCUUGUUGGAGUGCAUGGUCCAAAAACUCCAUGUGAAGAGAUUGUGGUGAAACAUCUUGGAAACCGUCUAUACAAUGUUACAUAUCUUCUGAAAGACAAGGGGGAAUACAUCCUGGUUGUCAAGUGGGGAGAUGAGCACAUUCCAGGCAGCCCUUAUCACGUGUCUGUUCCCUAA